This is a messenger RNA of Triticum aestivum (bread wheat), 2088 nucleotides long. RefSeq names its product E3 ubiquitin-protein ligase ATL4. The transcript has a single exon. The record is from RefSeq and is a predicted model, not a curated record. Bases 157 to 1266 code for a protein of 369 amino acids. Gene Ontology annotation, biological process: protein ubiquitination. NCBI's taxonomy places the organism in Eukaryota, Viridiplantae, Streptophyta, Magnoliopsida, Poales, Poaceae.
CGCCAUGGGCCUCGCGUGCUGACAAAGCCACACUUAUAAGCCACGGACAACACGCCGCCUCCUCAGCAGCCGCGCCACAACCGAGGCACCCACGCAGACGCAGCCCAACCCGAGAGCAUAGCAGAGCAAGGAGAGAGGAUAGAGGGAGAUUGAUCGAUGUCUUCCAUAUCGGUUCCGCCGCCGGUGGCGCCGGAGCGGAGGGUGCCCGUGGUGGUGCCGGUGGUGCCCCACUUGGCUGAGGGAGGAGGAGGAGGUGGGAACGGGGACGAUGCGCGCGGUGGCAUGGCGGGGAUAUCGCCGAGUAUCCUUAUCAUCGCCGUAAUCGUGGUGGUGAUGCUUCUGGCGUCGAUAUCCAUCCACUACUUCAUCCGCAGUCUCUGCCGCCGCUCCUCCGCCUCGGGGCCCUCCGCGCCGCCGCUCCCGCUCGUGGCGGUCCGCAGCUCCGCGGUGGCCCCGGCAGCGGCGCCCGUGGCCGACCAAGGGAAGGAGGAGGCCGCCGAGAGGGAGCGGCUCAUCGGGCGGCUGCCGCUCUUCACGCUGGCGUCGUCCCUCGCCGCGCUGCCCAGGUCGUCCAGGGACUGCGCCGUGUGCCAGUGCGUGUUCUGCGGCGACGACGAGCUCCGCCUCCUGCCGGCGUGCCGCCACGCCUUCCACUCCAGCUGCGUCGACCCGUGGCUCCGCUCCAACCCGUCGUGCCCGCUCUGCCGCGCCUCCAUCGCGCUCCCGUACCCGCCGCUCCCCGAGCUCCUCCGCGUCGAGCUCGGCAGCGUUAGCAGCCGCCGCUCCACGUCGUCCUCGUCCUCCGCGGCUGUCGCCGCAGCGCCGCCAGAGGGAGUCCGCGCAUACCCGCUCCCCAACUCCAACACCAACACAGAGUACCUCGUCGAGGAGGACCUCCAGGUGGUCCUCAAGCCGCCCAGCGCCGCCAACCCGGCGCCACCGCCGCCCCCCACGGCUCGAAUUACCGGCGAGCCGAGCCAGCAGCUGGCAGCGGCGGCGGAGCGCGGGCUGUCGUCGUCCGUGACGCCGACAGCGUCGUUCAGGUCGGUGGGGCGUUCCAGCAGCAGGUGGAGCAACCGGUGGAGCAGCCGCUGGAGCAGCGGGCGGUGGAGCAGCCGGUACGACGCCGGGAGCGUGACGGCCGCCGCCACGGCCGAGUGGUGGUGGGACAUGGACGGCGGGGUGGCGCCAGCGUCGCGGCGGGCCGAGUCCGAGGACGGCAGCGCCUUCUACGGGUUCGUGCGGUGGCUGACGGGAGCAUACUAGCUACGUACAGUAAACAGCGCGUUCCAACGGCGGGACAAGCUCCGGCCUCCGGCGCCGCAGCCCCAGCGAGCCGGCCGGCGACGCGCAUGCAGUGUAAUCUCCAAACUACCCCUAAACCGGAUGGAUUCUGAUGCCGCUGCCGCACUCUCUGCUUUUGGGCAUCCGCGACCUUCUCUCUUGGUUUCUUUUGGGGUGCCGUACGGAUUACAAAACUGGCUCCGACUUGGAGAAUGUCGGCGGGAAGGUUGAGGAAUUCGCUUUGAGGCGAACCGAAACGAAACGAAACGAAAAUUCCACAUCUUCCCAAGCUUUCAGCUAGUUCUACUCCUACUCUAGUACUACUACGUAUACUGCAGUUUGAUUUGAGCUGUACUACUGGUCAGUCUGUAAUUUUCAUUCCAUUGGUCACUGUGGAUUGCAAGGCCAGUGCAGUGCAGUGAUAAAGAGAGUGAUUUUGCUCUCUGUCUCAUGUGUGCCACAGUGCGAUACUGUGUGCGUCGUAGCGUGCUACAGGAAACUAGGGGACAGCGGUAUGCUUUGAGGCAAGACAAGCAAAGAAAGCAUUUGUUGUGUGUAGUGUAGAGAGUGCACAUGGAGGUGUGGUGUUGUUAGGAUAUGGGUGCAGAUUCCUGGUCCAUGCCAUACAGCAUGAGCGUGAUCAUGAGCGUGAGAUCAAGAACUCAGCUCUACAUGGAAAAAGGACUUGGCUGUCCCAUUGGACAAGUAAUCAUCUCCUACCAUCAUCUACCAGUAGCUAGCAUGAGUAUAUUAUUAUCUACUGUUAGUUCAAAGUGAUCAUUUUUGUUGAACCAGUGUAGUGUU